Schistosoma rodhaini is the source of this 2068-nucleotide messenger RNA. Lineage: Eukaryota; Metazoa; Platyhelminthes; Trematoda; Strigeidida; Schistosomatidae. The record is from the annotation of a GenBank genome assembly.
AUGAUGCGAUCAGAAACAAAACUGCCGACAGUUGAUCGCAUUGUCACAAGUGUACCUUCUCCUCCGAGCAAAUUAAUGCCUUCAAGUACGGUGUUCGAUUCUAAGGGUCGUCCUCAAUUAGAUAUAAUUGGACCACAUUUAAUUUCUGAGGGACGACUGACAGAAGAAGCAAUACUAAGAAUUAUUAAUGAUUGUUCAGCCAUCUUAAAAUCAGAAAAAACUAUGCUUGAAUUAGAAGCUCCAAUAACAAUUUGUGGUGAUAUACAUGGUCAAUUUUACGAUCUAAUGAAACUUUUCGAAGUUGGCGGUCCACCUGAAACAACACGUUAUCUCUUUCUUGGAGAUUAUGUUGACAGAGGUUAUUUUAGCUUAGAGUGUGUAAUCUACUUGUUUAGUUUGAAAAUUCUACAUCCACGCAGUCUGUUUCUUCUACGUGGUAAUCAUGAAUGUCGUCAUUUAACACAAUAUUUUACAUUCCGACAAGAGUGUAUCAUGAAGAGUACGGAACAGGUUUAUGAAGCUUGUAUGGAAGCAUUUGAUCUUUUACCAUUAGCUGCAUUGAUCAAUCAACAAUUUUUAUGUGUACAUGGUGGACUAUCACCUGAAUUGCAUACAUUGAAUGAUAUACGUAAGUUGGAUCGAUUUAAAGAACCACCGGCAUUUGGUGCAAUGUGUGAUUUAUUAUGGGCUGAUCCAUGUGAAGAUUUUGGUCAAGAAAGAAAUUCAGAACAUUUCAGUCAUAAUACAGUCCGUGGAUGCUCAUAUUUCUACAGCUUUAAUGCAUGUUGUCAUUUUUUACAAGCUAAUAAUUUACUGUCUAUUAUACGAGCCCAUGAAGCACAAGAUGCCGGUUAUCGAAUGUACAGAAAAAGUCGACAAACUGGAUUUCCUGCUUUAAUUACUAUUUUCUCAGCACCCAAUUAUUUAGAUGUGUAUAAUAAUAAAGCCGCUAUAUUAAAAUAUGAAAAUAAUGUAAUGAAUAUACGUCAGUUUAACUGUUCACCACAUCCAUAUUGGUUGCCGAAUUUCAUGGAUGUAUUUACUUGGUCAUUACCAUUUGUUGGUGAAAAAGUUACCGAAAUGUUAGUCAAUGUACUUAACAUAUGUUCAGAUGAUGAACUACUGUCGGAUACACCAGAAGAUGAAUCACAAAUCACAGCACGUAAAGAUGUUAUCAGGAAUAAAAUUCGAGCAAUUGGUAAAAUGGCCCGUGUAUUCACUGUAUUAAGAGAAGAGAGUGAAACUAUACUUGAACUCAAAGGACUUACUCCAACUGGUAUGCUUCCAUUAGGAGCAUUAGCCGGUGGUCGAGAAGCUAUCAAAGCUGUUUCUGGAACAUGGACACCGCAUAAAAUUCAAUGUUUUGAAGAAGCGAAAGCAUUUGACAAAGUCAAUGAACGAAUGCCACCACAUUUAGAUAUGAAUUCUAAGCGAUGUUGGCCAUAUUCUUCCACAACAUCAAUUAAUACAAAUGAUGAACUAGAAAAUAAAUUGUCUGAUUCACAUAUUAUCAUUAAUCGUGAGCCACUUGUAAACGAUGAUAAUGAUUCUCUACUUACACCCAGCUCACAAAAACCAAUGCCAAAACCACCAUCGAUUUGUGAAGAACACUCAUCAGAUGACGAUAAUGUUGGUGAUGAUGAUACUGAAGCCAAAAAUGAUAGGAGAAAGCUCAAACAACAAAUCAAUACUGCUAAUGAUCUCAGAUCAACAAAAUUAACUGAUCAACUUGAUAUAACCAACACAUCAAGUGAUGCCUACCAGUCGACUAGUUCUGCUGAUUCAACAAAAUCAAAUAAAAAUGAUUUAACCAAUACUACUAAAACUCCUAGUACUACUACUCCUACUAUUAGUAGUAGUAGUAGUUCAACAUUACAAAAUAAAACAAUUAUAAGGACAAUAACACCUAAUAAAUCAAAAAAGGACAACCUAUAAUCAUCAAUCCGUAGGAACAUUCAAUCUAUCCACGUCCACUAUGACUUAAUCUGAAAAUUUAUAUUUUACAACUAACUAACCAACUAAUCAAACAGAUAUAUAAUCUAUAAAUAUACGUAUAUUUAGAUAUUAU